AUGCAGGAGGAAUUGCAGGAGUUUGUCAUUAUUCUAAAUGAAAAUGAGGCCACAAAUAUUGUAAAGCCUUCAACUUCAAAUAAUGAUGAAAUUAAUAAUAAUAUGGAAUAUAAAUGGAGUGUUAAUAAUACAAAAUUACUGAUAGAUUUUUAUAGUAAAUAUAGAAAUAAAGUAGGGACACUACAGAUACGAUCCCUGAAAAAGCUGUGGGAGAUAAUAGCUGAAGAGCUACGAAAACUUAGAAUAAAUGUUACUCCCAAUAAUUGCCUCAAUCGCUGGCGAGUUCUUGAAAGGAACUAUAAGAAAUUUAUAGACAACAAUAGCAAAACAGGUAGAGGACGCCAAUAUUUUGAGUAUGCAAGUGAAAUGGAAGAAGUGCUUGGUAAAAAGAGAAAUGUUCACCCUGAGCUAUUAUUAAGUUCAAACACGAAAGAUGACCUAGAACACGAAUUGGAUACCAAAGAAAAUAAUGAACCGAUUGAAAAACCCCCAAAAUUAGUGAGGCCCUUAGAACCUGAAUCACCUCAGGAGCUUGAAGGUGCAGAAAACAUUAAUCAACCUGGUACAAAACAAAAUGAGGAAAUGCCUAAAAGAAAGCCUUUAAGAUCAAACAUCUUUCGAAAAAAGGCGAGCACCAUGGAGAAAAUGCGGUUGGAUCGAAAAAUAUAUUAUGAUGAGAAAUUGGUUAUUGAAAAAAAGAAAAUAGAACAGAUGGAGAGAAGAAACCAGUUAAUUGAAGAAAGAAACAGCAUCCUAAGAGAAAAUAAGUGCAAUUGCCAAUGCAUAGGUUCAUUUCCUAGCCUGUGUUAA
Messenger RNA from Ceutorhynchus assimilis (cabbage seed weevil), 810 nucleotides. NCBI's taxonomy places the organism in Eukaryota, Metazoa, Arthropoda, Insecta, Coleoptera, Curculionidae. The record is from the annotation of a GenBank genome assembly.